This is a messenger RNA of Python bivittatus (Burmese python), 918 nucleotides long. The record is from RefSeq and is a predicted model, not a curated record. NCBI's taxonomy places the organism in Eukaryota, Metazoa, Chordata, Lepidosauria, Squamata, Pythonidae.
AUGGAGAAUCAAACCACUGUGCCUUACUUCCUGCUCCUGGAAUUCUCAAAAGAUCGGCAUCUGCAGCUUCUACAUUUCUUCUUAUUCUUCAUAUUAUACCUGGCAACUGCAACAGCAAAUCUGCUCAUCAUCUCUGUAGUAGCUUUUGACUGUCGACUACGCAGCCCCAUGUACUUCUUUCUAGUGAAUUUGGCAGUGCAGGACCUGGGCAUUGUUUCAGUCAUUCUCCCCAAAUCCAUGAUGAAUUCUCUCAUGGACACCAGACACAUCUCUUACUUUGGUUGUGUUGCUCAACUACUCUUUCUCUUCACCUCCUUCGAAGCUUCUGAUUUCUUCCUCCUGACAGUCAUGGCCUAUGAUCGAUAUGUUGCCAUUUGCAAUCCAUUGCACUAUGAGAUGGUGAUGAACUGGAAAGCCUGCACCAGAAUAGUGAUUCUGGUGUGGUUCACAAGUCUUCUCUAUGGAAUGUUGCAUACCACUGGGACCUUUUCCACCCCUUUCUGUUCUAAUGUUGUCAACCAGUUUUUCUGUGAAAUUCCACAAUUGCUAAAGCUAUCCUGCUCUGGAUUCAGUGAAACUGAAGUGGGAUUUCUUGUGGCCAGUAUUGCUGCAGAAUUAGGUUGUUUUAUUUUGAUCAUUAUAUCUUAUACUAUGAUCUUCAAGGCAGUGUUGAGAAUCCCUUCUGUCACAGGAAGGCAGAAGGCCUUCUCCACUUGUCUUCCCCACCUUAUAGUUUUUUCCAUGUUUUUGGUAUCUGCAUGCUUGGCUUAUCUGAAACCUCCCUCUAAAACCUCGUCUUACUUAGAUUUUGCAUUAACUGUCCUAUAUUCUUUAUUUCCACCCCUGUUCAAUCCAAUCAUCUAUAGCAUAAGAAAUAGGAGUAUCAAAUCUGUCCUGUCUAAAUUAUGGAGAUUCUGA